AUGCAAAACCUCGUGCGAAAGCGGCAGGAGCAAGGACCGAGUUGGCGAAUGUCCAACUUGGGUGGGAACCCUUUUGCAGAGCUGCGUCAGCAAAUCAGGGCAUGGCAGACUCAUUUUUUCUCUGAGGUUGGCCCUGAGCAGCGGCAAGACUCAGAUGAAACUGCAGGUCAGCAGGAUUUGCAGCAGCUGUCGGGAGCGCCUUCUCGAAGUCCAGAUACGGGUUGUUUGCAGACUGCAGUCUGCGUAGACUUGCUGGCGGCUCUAGAGGAGCUUGUCAGCAGUAGGAAUUCAAUAGGAGCAGAAUUCAAGCACGACAUUGCGCGAGUUUGCCAGCAGUGGAAAUCAAGGCACAUUCAGGCAGAAAGCUUGCCAGAUGGUGCCGGUUGUGCUCUUCUCUUGCGCAGCCUGUCCGACCUGCUUCGAACAUCGUUGAGCAGCGACAGAGGCCAGCAGCAAGGAGGACGUCGUGCCUGUAGCAACCUGCUGAACGCUUUGAAGAAGCUUUUCAGCCAGGGUCUUGAGCGGCCCGGGACAGGUCUCGCAAGCGAGAUCUCCAAGGUCUGCAAGAGCUGGCAGAUAAGAGAAGGUAUAUCUGCUGACAGCGAGUCAGCUUUGCUUGUGAGGUGCAUUGCAGAUACGCUUCAAGCUGAAGCACGGCACGAAGCAAGCAACGCACUUGUGGCCAUGUCAUGUGGCACCGAAGAAGUCGGUGUUCGAGACACGCGUAAUGAAGAAUCAGAACGAGACCGUAAGUUCAAGCAGAAGGUUAGGGAGGGCAUCAUGGUAGAAUUGCGGCGCGAGGUUGAUCGCCUUGACGAAGAUGCUUGGAUGUUCAAGAAGUUGGACUUCUGA
Messenger RNA from Symbiodinium pilosum, 852 nucleotides. NCBI's taxonomy places the organism in Eukaryota, Dinophyceae, Suessiales, Symbiodiniaceae. The record is from the annotation of a GenBank genome assembly.